Molecule: messenger RNA, 1839 nt
Organism: Aspergillus sclerotioniger CBS 115572
Lineage: Eukaryota; Fungi; Ascomycota; Eurotiomycetes; Eurotiales; Aspergillaceae
Product: tyrosyl-DNA phosphodiesterase 1
Exons: 4
Coding region: 1-1704 (567 amino acids)
Biological process (GO): double-strand break repair; single strand break repair
Cellular component (GO): nucleus
Molecular function (GO): 3'-tyrosyl-DNA phosphodiesterase activity; single-stranded DNA binding; double-stranded DNA binding
Source: RefSeq, a predicted model, not a curated record
AUGGACGACCCAGACCGUCCCACCAAAAGGACCAAGCUAUCCAACACAACCGAUUCCUCUCUCCCAGGAACAAACAACGACGACAACCAUCAUGUUCCCCUAGCAUCUCUACACCGUUCCAUCACACCCCCAUCCCUAUCCCGCGCCACACACCACAACAAUGUCUUCCCUCCCCAACCCCAGCCCAAUAAUAAUAUCAACCUCAACUUCAACACCAAUACCAAUAACAAAAAAGAGAAGAAGAUCCUCCCCUCUCCCAUCCAACUAACCCACAUCCGCGACCUCCCCACAACCCACAACACUUCCACUCUCCGUCUACGCGACAUCCUCAGCUCCCCUCUAAUUCGCGAAUGCUGGCAAUUCAACUACCUCUUCGAUGUGGAUUUUCUUAUGAACCAGUUCGACGAGGAUGUACGACACCUAGUCAAAGUGAAGGUCGUUCAUGGGUCGUGGAAGAAAGAGGCGGACAAUCGGGUGAGGAUUGAUGAAGCAUGUACGCGCUAUCCCAACGUCGAAGCUAUCACAGCUUACAUGCCCGAACCAUUUGGAACACAUCAUUCGAAGAUGAUGGUGUUGGUCAGGUGGGAUGAUGUGGUGGAAGUGGUGAUCCACACGGCAAAUAUGAUCCCAGGUGACUGGACGAACAUGACCCAGGCCGUGUGGCGGUCUCCUCUUCUCCCACUUUCCACUUCCCCUCGGGGUCAAGGGGAUGUAGGGCCAGGGGGUAAGUUCAAAAGAGACCUGCUAUCGUAUUUAAGAGCGUAUGGUCCCAAGAAGACGGGUUCGCUGGUUGAGCAGCUGGAGAAGUAUGAUUUCGGUGCCGUGAGAGCGGCGUUGGUGGCAAGUGUGCCUUCGAAGGUGAAGAUGGGAGGUUAUGAUGAGAUAAAGACGUGGUGGGGAUGGUUGGGCCUAAGGGAUGUUUUACGCUCUGUUCCUGUGUCUCCUAGCUCUACGGAGGGGGAUAAGAAGAAGGGGGGACCGCAUAUUGUCACCCAGAUAUCCUCCAUCGCCACCCUGGGUCAAACGUCCAAAUGGCUCAACGAUGUCUUUUUCACCUCUCUCGCCCCAUCAUCACAAGCACCAGAUACUCCUAGGUCUAAGCCCACCUUCUCGAUCAUAUUCCCUACUCCCGACGAAAUGCGCCGCUCCUUGAACGGCUACGGCUCCGGCGGCUCCAUUCACAUGAAACUGCAGAGCGCGGCACAGCAGAAACAAUUACAGUAUCUGCGGCCGUAUCUAUGUCGCUGGGCGGGUGAUGAGAAUACGGACCGUGACGCGGGUCGACGGCGCGCAGCACCCCAUGUCAAGACGUAUAUCCGGUAUGCGACGGAGGAGAUGGACCGGAUCGAUUGGGCGAUGGUGACCUCGGCGAAUCUGUCGACGCAGGCGUGGGGGGCUGCCGUGAAUGGCAACGGGGAGGUGAGGGUAUGUAGUUGGGAAAUUGGGGUUGUGGUGUGGCCGGAGUUGUUGGGUGCAGAGGGAAGUGAAGAUGCAAAGGGGAGUGGGAAUACAGUAAUGAUCCCUUGCUUCCGAACAGACACACCCGAUGCAGCUGCAGCUGCAGCCGUGGAUGCAGACACCGUCAUUGGCUUCCGCAUGCCCUACGACCUCCCAUUGACACGAUAUACAGCCGAUGAUAUCCCCUGGUGCGCAACAGCGAGCCACAGCGAACCAGACUGGCUCGGACAGACAUGGGAGGAUUAAUGCCACCAUUUACAGCUACCCAUUCCCUACCCUACCCUACAACCACAUCCCCCACAUAGAUGAACCCCCAGACAGCAAACAGCAGCCAGAUUGAAUCAAAUCGAUGACUAUGAAAUAUCUCAUAACUCAUCCACU